Molecule: messenger RNA, 1342 nt
Organism: Plasmopara halstedii
Lineage: Eukaryota; Oomycota; Peronosporomycetes; Peronosporales; Peronosporaceae
Exons: 1
Coding region: 726-926 (66 amino acids)
Source: RefSeq, a predicted model, not a curated record
GACGUGUAUGGUGCCUACUCAAAAUGUUGUCAUUCGUGUAGAUCUCGGUUAAUGCGAACACCCCUGAACAAAGCAACUCUCUUGAAGAGAGCUGGACAAGCGUUUCAGAUUUGUUUUUGUCAAUAUCUACGUAUUGUUGUUUGUGAACCCAUGACGAAUUUGAUAGAUUCGAGGAUGAUGCAAUAUCCUUGUCAAAAGUAAAGAAAAUAUGAAAGUAUAUCAUUAUAUACGCAUCGCGCGACGACGACACUCAGCUAAAUGUAAAAGAUUCGUAUAAACUUCUGAAUGAAUUUUAAAGACUGCGACGGUGUGAAAAGCCUUUGGUCUUAGACGUUAAUCAAAAUGUGAUAUCAUUUUAGGGGUGACCUGGCGGGAAUGCCAUGAAGUCGAGAAUGGAAGUGCCACACACUUCUUUAUAGUGAGGCUUUAGUGGGUCAUGAGCUUGAAACAAAUAACACUGUGGUGGUGGACAGGAACCUGCAACAUUUUUUGUAUAAAAUACAUGAUUGUCGACACCUAUCCAUAACCAUAUUGUUAAAAUUCCGAGCAUGACUAAAAAAAUAGGAACGGCUGUGUGCAGCGGUUGCUAGAUUAAAAUUUUGCUGAUACAGGAGCUGGCGGCCGUAUGUCACAGUCUCUACAAUUCGUCCCUGUCAAGACAGAUACGAAGAGCUGUGAGCUGGGAACUACGGGGACCUUUUGGUGAGAAAGAGACAAGUGGUUGUAUGUCGCGGUACACUGUUAAGGUAGAUCAAAGCGGCAUAAUCCUGCGAUCUUCCGGGAUAUGCUUUGUGGAGAUGGGUAGUAUCAGAACGAGCACUGAUGCGACAAGGAUAGUUUAUUCUUUGUCGGGUUGUUGUGGCGUCAAGUUACCAACAUCGAGUGAUGUCGGAGUAUUGAAGCUUAGUAAGUUUGUAGACAUCUAAAUUAUUCUAUCUCGAAAGGCUCAGUCUGGAGCAGAAUGGAAUUUAUGAGCAUCUGGCUUUUUUGUAAGUAAACCGCCUUUGCGUUCAAAGGUCUGACCUCAGUAAGAUAAGCAAGUCAUCAUUGAACAUUCUGUGAGUCGGUUGUGUUUCCAAUAACAUUUGAAAGAUAUACCAUACUGUAACAAAAUCCUUUUAAGACGCUAAAUAUUAGAGCUUGUUCGGAAUGUUUUAUUGCAUCUGGGACGAUUCUGUGAACAAAAUAGGUUUCGUUUGUCAUAGAGGAUAUAUUCGUAAUUGUAUUCAGUAGGCAAAGUAAAAUGGGUCACCUUCCACAGAGCAUUUACUCGCAAGCGCUUACUCUCGGAAUUUGCGUUUGUCGAUGUCCUGAGGUUUGGGUAUUCUGGUCGUGCAUCGAU